Molecule: messenger RNA, 952 nt
Organism: Mus pahari (shrew mouse)
Lineage: Eukaryota; Metazoa; Chordata; Mammalia; Rodentia; Muridae
Gene: Thyn1
Product: thymocyte nuclear protein 1
Exons: 8
Coding region: 149-826 (225 amino acids)
Cellular component (GO): nucleus
Source: RefSeq, a predicted model, not a curated record
ACGCGUCUUCUACUAAACCGGUCCGGGCACGCCAGUCGCCUCAAGGCUUUCAGAUUAGCCUGGCAGUGCUUCAGAAGUUUGGGUGGUUUUGGAAGACAAGAGCUGCUUCUUCCCCGUCUGGUUAGCUUCAGCCUCCUACCGAGAGGCCAUGCCGAGACCCCGGAAGAGGCAGACUGGGACUGCUGGUCCAGACAGGAAGCUAUCCGGGAAACGUACUAAAACUGAAAACUCAGAAAGUACAUCAGUCAAGCUAGAGAACUCCAGCCUUGAGAAGACGACAACCUUUGAAAAUGGUGGCAAGAAUUUAAGCAACUACUGGCUGAUGAAGUCAGAGCCAGAAAGCCGGCUAGAGAAUGGUAUAGACAUGAAGUUCAGCAUCGAGGAUCUCAAAGCACAGCCCAAGCAGACAACUUGCUGGGAUGGUGUUCGCAACUAUCAGGCUCGGAACUUCCUCAGGGCCAUGAAAUUGGAGGAUGAAGCCUUCUUCUACCAUAGCAACUGCAAACAGCCAGGCAUCGUUGGACUUAUGAAGAUUGUAAAGGAGGCUUACCCAGACCAUACACAGUUUGAGAAAAGUAAUCCCCAUUAUGACCCAUCCAGCAAAGAGGACAACCCUAAAUGGUCGAUGGUGGAUGUACAGUUUGUUCGAAUGAUGAAGCGUUUCAUCCCUCUGGAUGAGCUUAAAACCUAUCACCAAGCCCACAAAGCUACUGGCGGCCCCUUAAAAAGCAUGACUCUCUUCACCCGCCAGAGACUUUCAGUUCAGCCUCUAACUCAAGAAGAGUUUGAUUUUAUUUUGAGCCUGGAGGAAACAGAACCAAGUUAAUCAGAAGGCUCUACUGAUGGAGUGAACAAGCCAAGAUUUUAUAAGACAGAAGGAGAAAGCUGUAUCCACCUGGGAUCAUGUGCAUGGGUGGUUUGUUAAUUUUCCUAAUAAAAGAUUUAAUGACAA